Messenger RNA from Auanema sp. JU1783, 3702 nucleotides. NCBI's taxonomy places the organism in Eukaryota, Metazoa, Nematoda, Chromadorea, Rhabditida, Rhabditidae. The record is from the annotation of a GenBank genome assembly.
AUGCUGGGAGAAUCUGAGGACAUUCUUCUGUCCUCCGAUAGUGUGGUAUCCAGACAAGAUAUUCAAAAGCUAGUGGAAAAUGCCUUUACAGCUGAAGAUAGAUCUCGGGUUAUCACUUACAUAUCAACCUUAGCUAAUGAGAGUUUGGAGGCUGCUCUUCCGUCCCUCUGCGUUCUAGCAGAGAAUGUAUCCAAAAUAGAUCGUUUGCUACUACUUGAUAUAUGUUAUAUGGUACUAUUCGAUCCACUCUCCAAUCGAGGAGCUCGCAAAGCAUGUAUUUCAUGUUUGAAAGAAUUGACAGGAGUAGAUAAAGCUUAUAAUGAUUACUACAUUCUACUCGAGAGUUUAGAAGAGCCUCAAUUCCAUCUUAUCAAGCCCAUUUUGGGACGCUGGGAUUCUCUACUCAUAAGCGUUAGAGAAGGAAGCUUGAGUUGGCGUUUAGCAUCAAUUAUUUUAGUUAGAAGUUUACAUCAUACGAAUGGAUGGAUCAGAGUUUGGGGUUUAGAGAGGGCUAUUGAGGUAGACAGUGAAAUUCUUGUCAAUGAUCUCAAAUUUCUGUUAGGAACUGUUUUCCACCAUUUGAAUUAUAUUGACACGUUAUGGAGAUUAUUGGAGAGGAAGAAGCUCUCCAGCUUCAACGAAACUUUGGGGAAACUGUUAUCGUCUAUCUAUUCUUCACAAAACGAAAUUGGAAAAGCAACUUUCGUUCGAGAAUUGGCGACGGCCCUGAAUUCUUUGUCAUGUCCUCAAACCUUCUACUACAUCUCUUCCAUUGUGGCUGAAAUUGAAUGGGAGGCUGUUUUGAAUUACGAAGAUUUACCUUUGAUAAGAUCUGUUAUGAAUAAAUCGCAUUAUAUCGCAAUGCUUUCUCUACGAAUAAUAACGGAGUUUUUGCUGUUGAAAUUCUUUGUGAAAGCCACCAAAUGGGAAGCGCAGACGAAGUUAGACUUUGGGGUUAUUGCUGCUAUUCUGGGCAGAGACAGUCGCACGGCUUUUCAAGAGUUGAGCGUAUUAUUGAUAGAAUCAUGGAAAGCACUGGAUUAUGACCCAAACGUUCCGCUACAAUAUGUGCUGUCGAAAAACAUAGAAGACGAUGACGAUUGUUUUUCUCUUCUAUGGAUUGAUGCAAUAGCCAAUGGUAAAACGUCCUAUUUACUUUCUCUGAUUUCUUUGGAAAUCUCUGAGCGUUUGAGUAUGACGAUACCGGAUCCCAGUGUUGACAACCUGAUCAACCUUCUUGUGAACAUACCGUCAAGCUCUUCUGAAUAUCUACCUCAGGAUAAUGAACUCCAGUUAGAGAAAGAAGUGGAUAAGACUCUGAUUGCUUCCAUCAAUGGUUAUAUUCUCAUGAGACUAACUGUUGCUGAAGGAAAGAACUCAGACUUCCUAACUCUCAAGAAGGUUUACAUUCCAUUCCUCAAACGUUUCUCUCCAUGGACUUUGGAUAUGUUUGUUAGCGCUCUCCAUCUUGCUAACAAUGAGGAGGCUAGUAUUAGUUCUGAGAGAACAGCUAUGCUCCUUGUCAUAUUUGACUCAUUCUUGGAUGAGGCCUCUUCAAACGAUGAGCCGACUUAUGCGCUCAUCAAGAAGUAUGUUGGGAAAAGUUUCUUACUUGGUCCUCGAAUGAGACGCAGUCAAACGUCGGGUUUGAACCCUAAGGAGUUUAAUCAAAUAGUCGCUUGGACCCAUUCAGCUUCUCUCAAACUAUAUCAAAGAUUUGAAAAACUCAUCAAGCCUAAUGCAACAGAGACUGUUGAAGAAGCUAUAGAUGUUCUGGACGCUGCUGCUUCAUAUGAAGUCAAGCAUCAGCUACUCGAUAUCAUCGCAAAGAACAUUCAUGAGGUGAAAGAUUCGGAUCUGCUCAUAAAAGCAAUAAGAUGUGCUGCUCAAAUAGUGAACGAGGAGAAGAAAUCACAAAAUUGUUUGCCCGCUAUGGCCAUGGUUUUCAAAAUUGCAAUUAGAGAAAAUGUUUUGAACGACGAGAAAGCUAAAGCUGCUGUUUUCGAAAUCUGUCUGCAUUACAUUGAGCUGGCAAGUCUCAGUACCUCUGUUGCACUUGUAUUGGCCAAUGCCUUAAAUGAAUACAAAGCCGGUCUCACCCCCGAUUGGGCUCCAAUCUUAGUGAAGUUGGCUAUGUUCGGACCCGUUCCUCGCAAGGACACUAAAACCAUAAAUGACUCUUAUUCUCAAAUAUAUAAACAUACCAAUUACAAAUUCCUGCCCACAACAACUUUCGAAAGGCUUCAUGAGAUCGCACAGAGAGUACGAUUACAAGCUCUGCUUAUAUCCCUCCGUUUCGCUGAGAAGAGUGAGGCAUUCGCUAUAGCGAUUUGCCAAGCAAUCAUCAAAGAAUCAAACAUACUUGAUACAAAUGCUUCCAGAUCUUUCGGUAUGUCUCUUCCACAUAGACAGAAGACCAGAGCUUCAGCAUUACUUAUAUUCUGCAUAGAACAUAUUCAAAAUAAUGAUACUUUGCAAGAUGUUCUGAACUUCUGCAUCAAUGGUAUAACUGAUCCUUGUCAACAGUUCUCUAUAAAGCUAUUGAUUGAAUGGACUCUCGCCCGUCUUUGCUUGAGAUCUCCCCAAGUAGAAGAACAGUUCCUAAACUCAAACAAGAAAAUAGCGAAAGAAAGAAUCGGAAGCAUUUCUUCAUGGAUUAAUGUUCUUGUUCAUACAUACAGGGCCAAACAGAAUAACUCCUUUGCUCAGAUUAUCAACUUGAUCCUUCCAUGGACGACAGCCCAGAACUUCGGAGUCCGAUGUACAGCCAUAGCUGCCUCUACGCUGAUGUACAAAUCAUUGAACCAGGAUGAGAAAGCCAAGUGGCCAACAGUACAAGGUAUCAUAGAGUUUGAUCUCGAACCAUCAGGCAAUUCGAAACGCAUAAUCGAAUCCUUGUUGGAAGACUUCUACUUCGCUCAUAUGAAUGUUCAAAAUCAUUUCGAUUUCCGUUCCGUGUUAGUUGACAUUCCCAGUAAGACGGGCCUUCCUGCCGAUGACACAAUACCCGAUGAUUUGAUACUGGAACUGAAUGAUUCAUCAGUAACGUCUCAAAACGAUGACAAGAUCUUCCAAGAUGCUCCAAGUAUUGUAUACAAUGGUCUGAGUAAGAACAGCAGUUGUGCCCCGGAAAUGGAAAUGAAUGAGCUGGAAGAAGAGUCUGAAAGUUCCGUACAAUCCUCAGACAAUGCAUUACAACGUAAAAUUGAUACAACUGGCCGAGUCAAAAAGACCGACUGUUCAAUGAUUGUCGUUGCGAGUCUUAUUGAUAAACCAAAUAAUCUGGGAGGAUUAUGUAGAACUUCUGAAAUCUUCGGAGUUGAUACACUAGUUAUAUCCGACAAGCUCCUUCUGCAGGAUGCUGGGUUUAAAGCUUUGAGCAUGGCGAGUGAGAACUGGCAGAAUAUAGAUGCUAAAAAGCCACAAGAUCUGUUAUCGUAUUUACAAGAACUUCGCAACAACGGUUACACAGUCAUAGCUGCAGAACAAACUGUAGAUAGCGUCCCAUUACAUAAAUUUGAAUUUCCCAAAAAGUGCGCGUUGCUGAUGGGAGAUGAACGUAAGGGUGUCCCAACCAACCUUCUGCAAUGUGUUGACCGAACAGUGGAAAUUGAGCAGUUAGGACAAACUCGAAGUUUGAAUGUGCACGUUACUGCAUCUCUUUUUAUCUCAAAAUAUGUAGAGCAAGUUAUAUUAGAGUAA